AUGUGGCGGGCAGGCUCAGGUGGCUUCUGGCUUUGGUGGCAUUUUAUUGCGGUUGGCCCGGUGACAGAUGCGGAUGCCAAUUCCACGUACGUAGCACAGUCAGGAAUAGAUACCUCGGCUGAAUGUUUCCCUUCUAACGGCGAUCAUGACCGUGAGAGUGAUGACAUUGGCGAGGCAAAAGACGAUGAUGAUGCCGCGGAUUCUGCUUCUAUUGAUGGCGAUGGACUGAUUGACGGUGCCGAUGAUGAUCAUGAUGAAAAGGGUGACGCUGCCGUAUCUGUGGCAGAAAGAGCCAUUUUCGGCGACUGCUUUGUCGGCCACACUUGUUGA
Molecule: messenger RNA, 330 nt
Organism: Fasciola hepatica (liver fluke)
Lineage: Eukaryota; Metazoa; Platyhelminthes; Trematoda; Plagiorchiida; Fasciolidae
Source: the annotation of a GenBank genome assembly